Molecule: messenger RNA, 5635 nt
Organism: Osmerus eperlanus (European smelt)
Lineage: Eukaryota; Metazoa; Chordata; Actinopteri; Osmeriformes; Osmeridae
Gene: myom1a
Product: myomesin 1a (skelemin)
Exons: 38
Coding region: 229-4722 (1497 amino acids)
Molecular function (GO): kinase binding
Source: RefSeq, a predicted model, not a curated record
CGAGUGGCAGCAUUAUUUUUGUUCAGUGGACUGCCGCACUGUCCACUGCCCCGACCCUUGCUUCUCUGCCUGGAUUUGGACUUGCUUUUGCUACUUUUGGUACUGCACCCCCUUCCCUUUGUUUUCGUCGAUUAAGACAUUAUAGGAUUUGCGUUCGUUCGCGGUGUGUUUUGAAAGUGCGUUAAGAAAACAACAGCGCGGUCUAAGCUGCGGUCGGGGACUCGUCUCAUGAUGUCAGGAUCCUCACGUCCCCAGAAACACCUGCAGCACAAGCGCACCUACGAGAGCAGCCAUCAUCUCAGCAGCUCCACGCUUGAGUCCUCCUCCUUUAGCCAGCAGUCUUAUUCAGCUCACAGGAGCAGCCAUGGACUGAGGAGCUCUGUGCAGACAGAGAAGGGGCAGGAGGUGAUUCAACUGAGCCCACUACCCACUAGAGCCAAACGCACCUACCUGGCCAUGGACGCAGAUAGAGAGCUCAUCGGAUAUGUGGUGCCUCUCUUCAGAGGCAGUCAUGAAUUUGUCCGGGGCUUGGCGGAGUCCCAGGAAGACGUGAAGGAGGAGGGGGUGAACUAUGUGGCCAUGAGGUCCCUGUUUACCAGGGAGACCAGCGCAGCCAUGGAGGUGAAGGUGGAAAAGAAGACUAGAAAGAUGCAUGUCAGAGAGUCUGCAGACCGCCUCACUUUUGGCAAAAAGAUGCAGGAAAAAGCAGAGUUCCGUAGAAAGAUGAAUUCGGACAACCUGACUCACCCUCCAGAGUUCAUUGUGAAGCCCCGUGGUCAGACCGUGUGGGAGGGAAAGACCGUGAAGCUGCACUGCACUGUGGCUGGCUGGCCUAAACCACGCAUCGCCUGGUACAAAAACAAUGUGGUCAUCGAUGCCAAGGCCCACUCUGACAAGUACACUACCGAGAGCAAUUACAACAUGCACUCUCUGGAGAUCAAGAACUGCGAGUUCCUCGACACUGCUAACUAUCGUGUGUCUGCCCUCAAUGUGAAGGGAGAGCAAUCCUCCGUCGCCACUAUGGUUGUGAAAAGGUUCCAAGAAGGCGAGGAAGCAGGACCUCUCGAUGCUAAACCACAUGGAUUCUGCCCUGAGCAUGGCGUCACCUUCGAGACCGCCAUCAUCGAUUCUUUUGAAGUGGCUUUUGGCAGCGAAGGCCAAACCAUGAGCAUCGGCUGCACCGUUAUCGUUUACCCCAACGUCAAGAAAUACCAGCCCGAAGUUGUGUGGUAUCGAGAUGCUGUGGCCCUGAAGCCCUCUAAGUGGGUCCGCAUGCACUUCAGUGGUGAGCGGGCCACCCUCACCCUGGCUCACCUCAACAAGGAGGACGAGGGUCUCUACACUCUGCGCGUGAACACCAAGUCUGGCUUUGAAACCCACUCCGCCUACGUGUUUGUCAGGGAUGCUGACUUGGAGGUAGAGGGUGCUCCAGUGGCUCCCCUGGAUGUCCGUUGUCAUGAUGCCAACAAGGAUUACGUUGUGGUGACAUGGAAGCAGCCAGCUGUGGAGGGCAGUAGCCCCAUCCUGGGGUACUUCAUUGACAGGUGCGAGGUGGGCACCCACCACUGGGCACAGUGUAACGACGCCCCGGUGAAGUAUGCCCGCUUCCCUGUGACCAGGCUGGUGGAGGGGCACUCCUACACCUUCAGGGUGCGGGCCCUCAACCAGGCCGGGGUGAGCAGGCCCUCCCGCUCCUCUGAGCCUGUGCUGGCCAUGGACCCCUCCGAAAGAGCUCGUCUCAGAGCUGACACCUCUGCUCCUUUUACUGGCAUGAUCAAGUUCACCGAGGAGGACUCUACAGUGGGCGUGGUCCCUGAUGCUCCCAGUGACCUUGUGGUUACCGAGGCAACCAAAAGCUAUGUUGUACUGGGCUGGAAGCCACCAGCUCAGAGGGGUCACGAGGGGGUCAUGUACUACAUAGAGAAGUGCAUCUCAGGCUCUGACUGCUGGCAGAGAGUGAACACUGGCAUCCCGGUGAAGUCCCCUCGCUUCGCCCUGUUCGACCUGGCGGAGGGCAAGGCCUACAGCUUCCGCGUGCGCUGCUGCAACUCUGCCGGAGUGGGGGAGCCCUCCGAGGCCACCGGCAACGUCACCGUCGGAGACAAACUAGACCUGCCGUCCACCCCAGGUGUUGCGGUCGCCAUCAGGAACACAGACACGUCCGUGGUGGUCACCUGGGGGGCCUCCCUGGAGGUCAAGCGCCUGGUGGGCUACUACAUCGACUGCAGCGUGGUAGGCAGUAACGUGUGGGCCCCCUGCAACAACAAGCCUGUCAAGAAAACCAGGUUCACCUGCCAUGGACUGAUCACUGGCCAGUCCUACGUGUUCAGGGUGAAGGCAGUCAACGCUGCAGGAUACAGCAAGUGCUCCACAGAGUCGGAGGUGGUGGUUGUGAAGGCUGGCAUUGCCAUCUCUAGCCCCCCUGGGAAGGUGAGCCUGCUGGAGAGUGCGAAGGACUACAUGGUUCUGGGCUGGAAGGAGCCCACGGCCACAGGAGGAGCAGACAUCAGGGGGUACUUUGUAGACUACAGGACCGUUAAGGGAGGGCUGGCUGGCCAAUGGCAUGAAAUGAAUCACAAGGCUAUCACUACAACCACCUACAAAGCAGAAGAUCUGAAGGAGAACGUGUUUUACCAGUUCCAGGUGCGAGCUCAGAACAUGGCGGGCGUGAGUGUGGGCUCGUUGCCUAGCGCCGCGCUGGAGUGCAAGGAAUGGACCAUCACUGUGCCAGGUGCCCCCCACGGGAUCUAUGUCCUGGAGGUGCGUGACACCUCCCUCGUGGUGCUCUGGGAGGCCCCUACCUACGAUGGGCGCUCCCCCGUCAACGGAUUCUACCUGGAUAUCAACGAGUCCUCAGCCGGGGAGAAGGGUUGGAAGGGCGUCAAUGAGAAGGCUGCCACGAAGAAAUUCAUCAAGGUCAGCGGUCUGAAGGCUGGUACCUCCUACGCGUUCAGACUGCGAGCUCAGAACCUGGCUGGUGUUGGAAAACCAUGUGCCGUGUUGGGUCCAAUCCUGGCCCAGACCCGCCCUGGCACCCAUGAGAUUGUUGUUGACGUUGAUGAUGAUGGAGUGAUCUCCAUGAUCUUUGAGUGCUCCGAGAUGGCCGAAGGUUCUGAGUUUGUGUGGACCAAGAACUACAAGGCCAUCACAGACCCAUCUCGCCUCACCAUUGUGACUGAAGGUGGCAAAUCGAGGGCCAUCUUCAACAACCCCUCUCUGGAGGACCUGGGCACCUUCUGCUGCAUGGUGACCAACACUAACGGCGUCUCAUCCAGCUACACUCUAACUGAGGAAGGUCUGAAACGUCUUCUGGACCUCAGUCAUGAGCACAAGUUCCCCAUCAUUCCCUUCAAGUCGGAGAUGGCCAUGGACCUGCUGGAAAAGGGACGGGUCAGGUUCUGGACCCAGGUGGAGAAGUUCACGUCUGCCUGCCAAGUGGAGUAUGUCUUCAACGACGCCAUCAUUACCACCGGAGAGAAAUAUACAGUCAACUUUGACCGGACCACUGGAAUCAUUGAGAUGUUCAUGGACUCCCUGGAGGUCACAGAUGAGGGGACGUUCACCUUUAACCUGGUGGACGGGAAGGCCAAGGGCCAGACCAGCUUGGUGAUGAUUGGAGAGGAGUUCAGAGAGCUUCAGAAGAAGUCAGAAUUUGAGAGGGCAGAAUGGGUCAGAAGACAAGGACCUCACUUUGUUGAGUACCUUGGAUUUAAGGUUACCCCAGAAUGCAACGUGCUAUUGACGGCCACGAUAGGAAACAUCAAACCGGAGACUGAGAUCACCUGGUUCAAGGACAACAUCGAGAUCGAGGAGGACGAUGAAGAUUCCAAGAAGAUUGAAAUCAAGGACGGACAGUUGACCUUUAACAUCGGAAAGUGUGUGUUUAAGAAAGACAAAGAAUCUGUGGAGAAACUGAACCCCCCAGCGGAGGCUCCCCCAGCAAGACCCAAAAUUUCAAAGAAGGACGCGGGAGUUUACGAAGUUAAACUGAAGGACACCAGAGGAAAAGACAUGAGUCUGUAUAACCUGACUGAUGCAGGUUACCAGGCUGUAAUGAAUGAACUGUUCAGAGUCAUUGCCAACUCCUCCACUGAAAUCAGUGUUCUCAGCACAGAGCAUGGCAUCAUCCUCUACUCCUUUGUCACAUAUCACACUGAGGAACUUCGCGUUGGCUGGCUCCACAAAGAGGCUAAGAUGGCCCAUUCAGACAGACUUGUGUGCGGCGUGACCGGAGAGCAGCUGUGGCUGAAGAUCAAUGAGCCCACAGAGAAGGACAAGGGCAAAUACGCCAUGGACAUCUUCGAUGGCAAAGAUGGCCUCAAGAGGAGCUUCGAUCUGUCUGGUCAAGUAUGGGAAGAUGCGUUUGAAGAGUUCCAGAGGCUGAAGGCGGCAGCAAUUGCAGAAAGAAACCGUGCUCGUGUUGUUGGAGGCUUGCCAGAUGUGGUCACAAUCCAGGAGGGCAAGUCCUUGAACUUGACCGGUAAUGUAUGGGGUGAACCUCAGCCUGAGGUGACCUGGAUGAAGAACGACAGAGAGCUGGUGUCCGAUAACCGCUAUGCACUCAAGUUUGAACAUGGCAAGUUUGCCAGUAUCACCAUAGCAACCGUCACCACAGCUGACUCUGGCAAAUAUGCCCUGCUAGUGAAGAACAAGUAUGGCACGGAGGCAGGAGAGUUUACCGUCAGUGUCUACAGCCCUGAUGGAGAGGAAAAGAAAGAAUAAAGUAUGAGAUUGUGGAAGGAGUAGGCUGAGAGAUGACUGGGCUUUCUCCAAAGCUUUUUACCCCAGUGCAGGUCUGACCUUGUGCUGACAUUCAAGUUUGGUUACAGUAAAACAUGAGUAUUUUAAGACAACAACAAUCACAAGACCAACAACAAACAAAAAAACAAGAAUGGCUUUUCCUUUUUAUGCACUAGGCUAAAGAGCUUUGAAGACUGCUGUCAUGUAUGGAUAGAUACAAUUUGGUGCAGAAAGGAGUAAUGCUUGCCCCCAUUGUUGCUUUAGUUCUGUCAUGUUGGUUGCAAUCAGCACAGUGUGUAAGUCUGUCAAACUACAGAAAAUGGUUGAACUGUCUGGCAUAUUCAUAAAAAGGAUGCAGUCUAUGUCAUGUGACAUACUAAAAUUAUAAAUAAUAAGCUCUCUAACAAGGACUUGCUAAUGAGCUGUAGGGCAACAUAUGAAGGAGAAGGAAAAACUACCUUUCUUGCUAUAUGCUGAAUGUUAACUGUUUAGACUUCUGUUUACACCAGUGGAAAAUGUAAGAAAUUUCAUUGAACAUGUGACAGUGUAUUACAAAAACUGGUUGUUUGCUUGUUCGUAGUGCACUGUGUUGUUUGCAAGCAAAAUUAUGCUAUUAAUAACUAUGUAAGAUCAGGAUAACUGAAGGAAGGUAAAAGUAAUGUUAACAAACAUGACAAUUUUCCUGUCCGAUAGCCUGAUGGCUGUAUUCACUACAGUGUUUUCAUUACAUCGCUGCACAUCCACACGCUGCCCAUAGUCAAGUAGCCUAUGUUCCUGAAAUUGGAGUAUGUAACUUCUAAGUGAAAAAUUUAGUGUUUUAUGUCAACUGAACAAGAGUAAAAAAGGUACUCCUCACACCUUUCUGUAAGAAUAAAAAGGUACAUUUGCUCUUGAA